CCGGUAAAUACAAUCAACCCACACCACCCGUUUUGUAUAAAAUCUAAAAAGUUUCUACGAAUAACUUCAGUAAUAGAUAAGGUAUUGUAAGGAACAAAUUUAAAAACUAAAAUCUUUGGGAAAGUAGUUAACACUUCACAAUGUUUAGGAUUGCAAUUUUUUGUGUGCUAAGUUUUGCCAUUUUGCAAAAUACGGAAGCCGUGUGUGGAGUAUGCAAUCAAAACGGUGCAGCCUGUAUUAGUGAAAAUGAAUUUCAUAUGUGUUUUGAGGGUAAACCCGACACCAGUAAAACUUACAAAUGUCCAAACUCUGGUGAUUUGUGUACCAGAUUUUCUCAAAUCUGCGUUGAUAGAAAAGAAGCGCCUAAUGCAACGCCAGCCUGUGGUGAUACAUCGAAUUGCGGCAAAUGUGAAACUGUCUUGGAUGGUUCAUUCACCUGCACUAGCCGUACCACGUAUACAAUGUGUAAGGGAUAUAAACUAUCCGGAUUACGUUUCAAAUGUCCCGAAUAUUAUAUGUGCGAUGUCGCACUGGCGUCUGAGGGACAAAAUCCAUGUGUUCCUGAUUGUAAAGAGAGUUCCAUCACUUUUUGUGAUCUAACAAAAGCAAUUGAUGAACCGGAGACAACAACCACAGAGGGUUAUACAACAACAACGCCAAUGGAACCCACAACGACACCAGAGGAGCAAACAACCACAACAGAGCCCAAUACAACAGAACCCGUUCCGUCGAUACCCACUACUACAACAGAUAUACCUACUACCGUUCCAGUUACGUCAGAAUCCACACCAACAACCAUUCCCACCACCCAACCACCAACAACAACUUCAACUACAGAAGUACCCACUACUCAACCACCAACAACAACUACAGAAAUACCCACCACCCAACCACCACCAACAACAACAACAACUACAGAAACACCCACCACCCAACCACCACCAACAACUACAACUACAGAAAUACCCACCACCCAACCACCACCAACAACAACAACCACACAAAUUCCCACCACUCAACCACCGCCAACAACAACCACAGUUUACGCCCCAACACCCACCACCACACCCGAACCGACCACAACUGAAUUGCCAACCACAACGACAACAACUGAAAAUCCAGCCGAUGUUUUAUGCUCCCAACAAACAGCCGUUGGUCGGUAUCCACAUCCAACCGACAAUACGUGCAGAAAAUACAUCAACUGUUAUCUCAGAGAUGGUGUCAUGAAGUCGACUACAAUGUCAUGUCCAGGUCAACUGUAUUUUGACGCCGCAACAACAUUGUGUGCCGAGAACAAGCCGGAAGGAUGCGUUUAAUGAUUUGGCCAAGGAGAUUAGAAGAUGUAUAGUUGAGGUGAAUUUGUAUAUAGAUGUGCUAUAGUCCUCAUCAUUUGUUAAAUAAAUACCAAUAUUAUAUGAUUAA
Molecule: messenger RNA, 1422 nt
Organism: Musca domestica (house fly)
Lineage: Eukaryota; Metazoa; Arthropoda; Insecta; Diptera; Muscidae
Product: mucin-2
Exons: 4
Coding region: 141-1316 (391 amino acids)
Cellular component (GO): extracellular region
Molecular function (GO): chitin binding
Source: RefSeq, a predicted model, not a curated record